CCUUGGACCACCUCUCCCUGUUUGGCCUGGCCACUUCAGCCUUUGUGUUGGUAACUGGAUGUGCAAAUAUGGUCCUCAUGGCUGUCCUGUGGGUUCUCUACCUCUCGUUGGUCAAUGUUGGACAGAUCUGGAUGGGAAUCGCAGCUCCUGGAAACGGGGUUCCUGGGGAUAUUCCUCUGCCCACUCUGGACACUCUCCCGCCUGCCCCGGCACACGCCUCCUUCCAGCAUCAUCAUCUGGAGCUUUCGGUGGCUGAUUUUCAGGAUCAUGCUUGGAGCGGGUCUCAUUAAAAUUCGAGGAGAUCGCUGCUGGAGAGAGUUAACUUGUAUGGAUUAUCACUACGAGACGCAGCCAGUGCCCAACCCCAUCGCCUACUUCAUGCAUCGCUCGCCAUGGUGGUUUCACCAGUUCGAGACCCUGGUCAAUCACUUCAUCGAGCUGGUGGUGCCCUUCUUUCUCUUCCUGGGACGACGGAUGUGCAUCCUACACGGCCUCUUGCAGAUCCUCUUCCAGGUGCUUCUGAUACUAAGUGGAAACCUGAGUUUCCUCAACUGGCUGACCAUCGUGCCCAGCAUCGCCUGCUUCGAUGAUGCCAGCCUGGGCUUCCUCUUCAGCUCCCGGCCAGGAGGGGUGAAAGAGCGGGUGGUGCAGAUGCGGCUCAAAGAUGCAGCCAGGGAGCAGCUUCCCCUGGGCUGCUACGUCCGCAAAGUGGUGAACAUCUCCUUCGGCCUCCUGAUCGCUUAUCUCAGCAUCCCAGUUGUCCUAAACCUGCUCAAUUCCAGACAAGUCAUGAACACGUCAUUCAACCCUCUCAGAAUAGUGAACACCUACGGAGCCUUUGGGAGCAUUACCAAGGAGAGAACAGAAGUUAUUCUUCAGGGGACAUCUAGCCUGGAUCCCAAUGACCCCGCUGCUGUCUGGGAGGAGUAUGACUUCAAAUGCAAGCCCGGAGACUUGAAGAGGAGGCCAUGCUUUAUCACCCCCUACCACUACCGCCUGGACUGGCUUAUGUGGUUCGCUGCCUUCCAGACCUAUGAGCAGAAUGAAUGGAUAAUCCAUUUGGCUGGGAAGCUGCUGGCCCAGGAAGAGGAGACCUUGUCCUUGAUGGCAACGAACCCAUUUGCAGGCAGAGCACCCCCACGGUGGAUCCGAGGGGAACACUUCAAGUACAAAUUCAGCCGACCCGGGGGGAAGCAUGCCAGUGAGGGGAGAUGGUGGAUUCGGAAGAGGAUCGGGCCUUACUUUCCCCAUGUCAACCUCCAGGGCCUGAAGAAGUUUUAUGAAGACAGGAAUUGGCCGUACCCCCUGCGGGACUGAUGGAGGAGGAUGGGCAAGGUCAAAAGGGACUGGCUGGGGAGGAGGAAGAGCAGUCGGCUCCCUUACAGACUGCAUGUCUUGCCUCUCUCUGUAUUUUUCAUCCAUAUCCUUCUUUACACAUAUUUCACAGAAGGUUCCCAGCCAACCUGUUCACCUGCUUUUGUUCUCUGUUUUUUCUCAUCAUUCUCUUUCUUUCUGUUCAUCCUUCUGGCCACAGCAUCACAGGCACAGCCUGAUGAUUGAUUUAUUUGCCAGGCUGCUCCGUUUGGAAAUCGUCAGCACAAGAAUUUUCAAAAAAGGUGAAUAAAUACCACAGUUAGUUUUGGGUGGGUGUUGGUGUUGCUUUCACCAACCCGUUGCUUUGUGUGAUGGCUGCAGAGGCAUGAGGGGAGACUUUGGGGCAGCCUCCUGCCUCAACCAGUGCCCCCUCAGGGCUCACAGCUUUCCUGAGGUCUGACAUCAGGCAGAGCACCCAGGUCCUGCUCCUUCAUCCCAUCCUACCCCCAUGUGGGCCACAAGCACUGAGCCUUCAAAGCUGCUUUAUUCCCAGCAUAGCUGUGCCCACGCUGCCCUCGCUGUCGCCCUGGGAAGAGUCUGUCUGUCCCACAGUUCAUCCCUGGGGCAGCACAGUGAGCCGGGGCUGGGCAGUGCCCCCAGGCUGGGAGAAACACCCUGGGACCUCAGCCUGAAUUUCCCUUGUCCCUCCUGUUUGCUUUGGAGUCCCUCCUCAUCUCGGUCUGUGUUUAGAAUCAUCCCAAAUUGUCUCACCACGUGGGUUUUGCUUGGUGAGCCCAAAUCACAGUGAUCACAGGGAGGUGAGAGCAAGAACGGUGUCUGAAACAGCCAGCAACUGGCCGGGGUAGUUUAUAAUAAUCGAUUGCUUGUUAGCACAUUCUGUUGCACACGUUUCUUCUUGCAGGGGAAAAAAAAAAAAAGAUCAAAGCAACCUGUGUAAUGUAUAAAACCCCGUUGUAUCAGGCUUGUCUGCAAAAAGCCACAGGUUUACUGAGAAACCCGAAAUAGCUCCUUGCUGGAGCUGCCCUGCGGGCUCUGUGGCUCAGCCCCGAGGACAAGCGCAGCCCUGUGCGGCCACCCCGUCCCGUGGCCCGUCGCUGCCGAUGCUCGCGGGCUGCCCCGGCGGCAGCGGCCGGGUUGGAAAGGUGGUCGGAGUCAACAAGUCUGCCGCCAGCCCCACCGCGUUUAAACAGGUCUUGUUUUAACGGGCCCUGGCCUGGCAGCACAGAGGCGCUGGGCUGCGCCUUCCUGUUUGCUUAACCUGGGAUUUUUAUAACUGAUGCUUUUUGUUGGUGGCCCUGGGGCUGAAAUCUGCCUGUUUGGAGGGAGUUUGGUGCCGGAGGUGUCUGAGCGGCCGGCGUUCGGGAGGAGCUGAGCAUCCCACGGGCAUGGUCCAGCGCCGACAGCAUCACGGCCAAGCAGGAGAGGGCAGGGAGCAGCACAGAAAGGGGCUUGCCAGGCUUUUCCCCCUGGGUUUUUGCAGUGGCUUUUGCCUUGCCUGCCCUGGAGAGGAAUUCCAGUGGCCAGAAAGCUUACAAUAAGGCUUUCACCUUUCUAGAGUGAAUUCAGCCCAAGCCACAAGCGAAGGGAAAAGCGUUGCUGGAUGCUGGGCUGUGAAGCAGCCCGUUACCUCCUCGCCAGGGGCCACCAACCCAGCAGGGACCGAUGGGCACCGUGGGAGGCAGAGGUGGUGGCCACGUCUUUGCUCCUGUCCCAGGGGCUCAUCCAGCUGAGUCCAUCCCCUCCUGUGCGAGAUGUGCCAAAAGCAGCUGAAUGAGGUUUUGAAAGAAAAAACAGGUCCAAACUGGGAAAGGCAAGCCAGCAGGUAAAGCUGCCACCGGCGCUGACAUGGGGCAGCACAGGCUGUGGAUGUGGGCACAGAAAUGCCAUUUUACACAUUUCUUCCCCCUUUUUAACUGCGUGCACUGAAUGGGCACCAGUGAGAGUGUAUUUCUGGAAAGGAAUUAAAGCAAACAGCUCUUGAAUAA
Molecule: messenger RNA, 3320 nt
Organism: Athene cunicularia (burrowing owl)
Lineage: Eukaryota; Metazoa; Chordata; Aves; Strigiformes; Strigidae
Gene: LMF1
Product: lipase maturation factor 1
Exons: 9
Coding region: 115-1317 (400 amino acids)
Biological process (GO): protein maturation
Cellular component (GO): endoplasmic reticulum membrane
Source: RefSeq, a predicted model, not a curated record